Messenger RNA from Nannizzia gypsea CBS 118893, 2133 nucleotides. RefSeq names its product IKS protein kinase. The record is from RefSeq and is a predicted model, not a curated record. Gene Ontology annotation, biological process: protein phosphorylation. Gene Ontology annotation, molecular function: ATP binding; protein kinase activity. The transcript has 2 exons. Lineage: Eukaryota; Fungi; Ascomycota; Eurotiomycetes; Onygenales; Arthrodermataceae. The coding region runs from base 1 to 2133 and encodes 710 amino acids.
AUGGCCGACCACGACUCGCGAAGCAUGUCGAUUGUCCCCUACAGCGGCGGAGGGCAUGUCGUACUUCGCCAUGACGAUGCGGUUGUCGUGUUUGACCCGAAUUCACAGCAGCUCGUCCUCAAGCCCGCGAAUCAAGCUGUCGAAAACAUCGCAGAGCGAACGGAGUGCCCCUAUUGCCAUCGUCCGCUGCGCGACGGCAGCCCCGAGCACCCGCAGGAGCCGCAUCGAGGGUCUACGCCGGCCACUGCAGCGCCGUCGAGAUUCGUGAAGCCGGACUACUUUCGACUCCUAGAGAAUACCAGCCUCCCUUCAGCUGCGGACCAGGCAGCUGCCUCCCCCCCUUCCCCACGACGCCAGUUGGUGCCGCCUGGCCGUGAUGAAGGGAUACCAGCUUCGGCCAGCGAGCACGGCGGCGGCGGCGGUCAUGGUGGUGACUCGCCAGCGGGCAGUACCCAUGGAAUCUCGUCAGCUGCAUUCAGUCAUGAUUAUUUCAAGAGAUUUUUCGUUGAAGAGCGGGAGCUGGGAAGAGGUGGGAAAGGCGUUGUGCUGCUGGUGAAGCAUAUACUGGAUGGCGUGUCUCUGGGCCACUAUGCCUGCAAGCGUGUCCCCGUUGGCGAUGACCACGAAUGGCUGAAGAAAGUGUUGAUCGAAGUCCAGCUGCUGCAGCAUCUCUCGCACCAGAAUCUAGUCUCAUACAGACAUGUGUGGCUAGAAAACGCAAAGCUCAGUAAUUUCGGUCCAAGUGUACCGUGUGCCUUCAUUCUACAGCAGUAUUGCAACGCAGGAGACCUGCAAAAAUAUAUCUGCGGCUCGAUUCAGACAGCAGCAGAUACGCCGCAGCAGCUAAAGGCCCGGCUACGGCGCAGAUCUCGAGGCCAGCCAGAGCUUCCAAGCGCUGCCAGCGGGCCACGGCGGCUCCAGCUGGAGGAAAUAUAUUCGUUCUUCAAAGAUAUCACCUCGGGCCUCCGUUUCUUACACGCCAAUGGCUAUAUCCACCGUGACCUGAAGCCAAGUAACUGCCUGCUGCACGAAACUGGCCGUGAGCUCCGAGUAUUGGUCAGUGAUUUCGGUGAAGUCCAGUUCGAGAACACUGUCCGCAACUCUACUGGAACUACAGGCACCAUCUCCUUUUGCGCUCCUGAAGUGCUUCGAAGAGUAUCACCCGGUGGCCCCUUUGGCAAUUUCAGCUUCAAGUCUGACGUCUUCUCUCUUGGAAUGAUUCUCUAUUUCCUUUGCUUUGGCCAGCUUCCAUAUCGUAAUGCUGAUGUGGUUGACGAAGACAAAGAAGAUCUUGAUCUUCUUCGUGCUGAAAUUAGUCGAUGGGCAGGAUUCAAUGCCGCAAGGCGGUUGAGACCUGAUCUUCCUGAUAUACUCUACUCUUUCUUAACCCGUCUCCUGGAUGUGAACCCUGAUAUGAGGCCAACCGCAGAAGAGGUCUUGAGCGGAAUCCAGACUGGUGCCUCCAGUGGCCGUUUUCAUAGGGCAUCCCCAUCCCCUACUGACCUUCAACCUACCACCCGUGUGCUUCCUGUAGAUAGCCCUGCUACAGGAUCACCGUCAAGGCGGUCCCAUAGCCCCGUGAAGAGAGCUCCCCCGGCAUUGGACCUUCCUCCUACCAUAGUCCAUUCUAAUGCGCUUGUGGCCGGAAACUCAAGCCAGGCAACAUCCAAUGAACCAGAAGCCCCAUUUGAGGACCUGAACGGUAGUCAUAUUAACGGAGAGUCCACCAGUCUUCUUGUCCGAUCAACUGCCACAUCCCCUCGCCUUGUGAGAGAAUACCCUGAAAAUCAUAAUCGACGAUAUUACACCAUUACCAAUCGCCUUCUCCUCCCUCCUCCUGGCAGAUUUACCUUCCUAGGCCACAUUUUACGAAGUAGGCCCAUUGUACCAAUCCUGACGAACUUUCUUAUCCUUGCUAUCAAAAUAAUCUCCCUUACCCAGCCGUGUGCGCCGCUCACGGUCAAACCGUGGAUAGUAUACCCACUACUUUUCCUCGCAGCUCUAGAUUUGAGUGUUCCAAAAAGAUGGUUCCAUGUAGCUGCGUUUUUGCUUCAUGCAUUGGUCAUUGCCAUUGCUUUCAAAACAGGAUCUCUUUGUGCACAGGGGUUCCGUGAUUUCCACCCGCUGGGGUAG